AUGGAUAUAUGGUUAAUCGCAGUGACUGCUGCUACGGGUUACAUAGCUAAGCAAUUGCAGAAUGUGACGAAAGGUAAAGAUAACUUUCUCGAAUCUUCCUCAUCUGAAGAUGUGAAGCAAGAAUUUCCUCCUAGAUGCCUGCUUAGCAGAUUGGUGAGAGUCAAGAAGGCGAAUGAAAACAAGUUUGGUGAUGAGCAAAUGAUAUCAGACGUGGAGAAUCCGGAUGCAUAUGGAGUGGAUGCACCAUCAACGAGUGGGGAUCAUUCAGAUUCUUUGUUUGGUUCAAUGCCUGAGUUCCCGGAGAUUGAACAUGGGAAUUGGAACACCAAUGGUGCUCUUACAGGUGACACAGAGUUGAGUUCUUCGUUUAGGCAGAAAAGAUUCGGUAGGAGAAACCAGCGGUACAGACGAUUAACUAAACCUUUGACUUCUAUGGAAAGCUGCUUAAUGUCUCGGUUUCAUGGAGAGCAAAUGACCAUGGAAGAUUACUUGGCUAGCCCAUUCCCGUCGCCACACGCUCCGAUUUCAAGGCCGUUGAUCGUCACCGACGGUGCUCGAGUAAUUAGCAAGAACACAGCAGAUUCUCUGUGGCUGAGCCAACAGUUUGUUCUCAAUGGAGAUAAGGCUGCACAUAAUUUCCGAAUCCCAGGGUUGGAGUCUUUGGUUGAGAGGAAAGUGGGACAUGAGAAGACCAAGAAUAGACAACAUGGACGAAGUGAUGCAACGGUGUUGCUGCAAAUCGGGAUCUCGAUUGGAAUAAUGUCCUCGUUCAUGGCAAGCCAAGCCGAAGUCAGCAAAGUCAAACAAGAACCGAAGCAAACAGAGAAUUUGGUACAUGAUUUAGAAGAUGAGCUCGAGUUGAAAGACUCGUUGAUUGUCAAGGAGCUAGAUAUUGAAGAAACAGCUGAGAACUCGGAAUCUAUAAGUAAUAUUGAAGCGGAGCUUGAAGCUGAACUUGAAAGGCUAGAAAUCAACAUGAACACCUCCAACAUUGAGCCAAGACUCUCUGAUAUGAUUGAGAUGGAGCCGGGUUUCGAGGUGGAAUUUGCACAAGGGGAACUGAUAGCUGAUAGGGUUAGAGGGAAGCGUUCAGAUGAAACCGAGUCCAACCAAGAUCCAAGUGGUAACUCGACACCUGAGUCAGGAAACUAUGCUGUCUCACCUCGUGAAUUGAGCCUGCGGUUGCAUAAAGUUAUCAAUUCGCGUCUUGAGAACCGUAUUACAGAGCUUGAGACUGCACUUCAAGAGAGCCAGAGGAAAGUGGAGCAGCUGGUCAUGGAAUCAGAGAGCAAGAAGAAUUCAUGGUCCAGGUUAUGGGAAACCGGUGAAGUGAUGACAUAUAAGAGUGACUCGAAAAUCCCAGUUGCUGUAGAGCACACCAAAACUAAUCUUGCUGAGAUGCAACCCUUGGUUAUGAACCUAACAGGAGAAGCACUUGAUUCGUUCAAUGACUGUUACGACGAAUUGAUGAAAAUCAACGAUGACUCUGAUGAUGAUUCUCCACUGGAGAUGCAGGAGAGUGGGCUUCACCAGGAAGAUUUCUUUUCAGCAAAUAAAAGCUCACCUUGGAGCCAUCGUAAGGACGGUCUCGAGGUGCAGGAGCAGGAACUGCUAGACUUUAUUGGUUUGGAAGAAGAAGAAGAAGAAGAAGAAAGCAGUGAUUUUGAGAGUGAAAUGGAGAAGCAGCUGAUAAAGCAGAUUGUUGAGAAAACAAAACAAGGAUCUCCUGUUGUGUUGAAUGCUCAGAAAAUGCUAUUUCUCAUGGAAGAAACAGAACAGAGUUAA
This is a messenger RNA of Thlaspi arvense, 1785 nucleotides long. The record is from the annotation of a GenBank genome assembly. Lineage: Eukaryota; Viridiplantae; Streptophyta; Magnoliopsida; Brassicales; Brassicaceae.